GAUGCCUGGGGACGCUGUCGAUAAUUUAAAAACGACAGUCGUCAAACCAAUAGUGUACGGAAACGUUUCUCGCUAUUUGGGGAAAAAGCGCGAAGAGGAUGGAAGGACACACCAGUGGACGGCUUUUUUGCGUCCGUUUAAUACCAAUGAAGAUCUUUCAACAUUUAUCAGACGUGUGCAGUUUAAGUUGCAUGAAAGCUAUGCUAAUCCAAUCCGUGUAGUACACAAGCCUCCAUUCGAACUCACAGAGACUGGAUGGGGAGAAUUCGAUAUCACUAUGAAAGUAGUUUUCACCGAUCCCAACGAAAAACCACUCGUCAUCACUCACUUGAUCAAGCUGUUUCAUUGUGACCACGAGAUUAUGAUGGGUCACAAGAGCUUAGUUCGAGAAAUUUACGACGAGAUGGUGUUUGUCGAUCCGUCGCAUACGUUCUACAGAUCUCUCAUGAGCAAAUCCUCUUUGAGCACUCCCACUGCACCGCACGAAACAGAUUUCCAGGAACUAAAGUGCCGCACUUUGGCUUCCAUCCAAGACCUGAACAUAAAGGUGACUCGUGCCAUACAACUUUUCAGGGAUCAACUUACAACGAGUAAAGAGAUUGUCGAAGAGGUGCGAGCGGCGGUCGCUGAACUGGAACAUCCAUUCGCUACCAAAAUCACCUAAACAUUGUAAUGUGCUAGUCUUUCGUUUUUAUUUACACGUACGCAUUGGAAACUCCUUGUGUAUCAAUUGUACAUAAAGUUGACGUCAUAACAAAACCGGAAAUCGAGAAUAUCCUGCUUCUGAUAUGUUUUGCAGACUAAUCAACACGGUGGGUAUGAGCGCGGUAUUCCAGCGAUGAGCACAAAUACUAACCGAUAACUGCGUUUUUCACCAAUGCCAGAAUGAGUGCUUUAAUUGAUGCUAUGCGAAUACAUUU
Messenger RNA from Dicrocoelium dendriticum, 920 nucleotides. The record is from the annotation of a GenBank genome assembly. Lineage: Eukaryota; Metazoa; Platyhelminthes; Trematoda; Plagiorchiida; Dicrocoeliidae.